This is a messenger RNA of Lactuca saligna, 696 nucleotides long. NCBI's taxonomy places the organism in Eukaryota, Viridiplantae, Streptophyta, Magnoliopsida, Asterales, Asteraceae. The record is from the annotation of a GenBank genome assembly.
AUGAAAGAACAUGCUACGAAUGCUGCAAAGAUGAACGCAACAGUUUCGGAAUCUGUUGCUGUCUGCAAAUCCACGACCAAAAAAGUCGAUAAAAUAAUCUUUGAAAGAACUACUUUCAUGGAGAAUUACAGAACUACCUACAACAACAAUACUGCCUCUAUGAAUGAAGCUCUUCAAAACUUGGGGUCAAUGUUAAAAAAUGAGAAGAUCAACUUAGAGAAGAUUCGUAGUGGAUUGCAGCAAGACCAUGCAUCAUUCCAAACAUCCCUCUCUUCGUACAUUACAAAGCUUCAGGAUGAUUUGGCUAUGGAAAGUAAAGUCAUGGAUGCACUGGCCAGGAAGACAGAGAAGGUCAAACUCUUAGAUCAAAAGCUUCAACGGUCUGAGAGACAAGUCAAGGAUUUGCUAUCUGAGAAGGCAGUUGUACGUAGCUGCAUUACAGAUGUCACCAGUUUACUCUCAGAUAUCAUUGAGACCAGGGAAUCAAUGAUUUCUAUUAUGAAACAAGGGGAAGAAGGUGCAUCUAAAGUAGAACCUCCAAAAGUCCUUGCUAAGCCCAUUAUCAAGAAAGAAUCUAAGGGUAAGGAAAAGUUGAUCAAAGAUGAGCCCAUUAUUGAUGACGAUGAAGACGAAGCGCCUAAUGGAGAUGAAUUUAAAAGGAGGAAGGCUCGUGAUGCUGAACUGAAUGAAACUUAG